This is a messenger RNA of Periophthalmus magnuspinnatus, 3702 nucleotides long. RefSeq names its product charged multivesicular body protein 4b-like. Gene Ontology annotation, biological process: vesicle budding from membrane; late endosome to vacuole transport via multivesicular body sorting pathway. The record is from RefSeq and is a predicted model, not a curated record. Bases 191 to 853 code for a protein of 220 amino acids. Gene Ontology annotation, cellular component: ESCRT III complex; multivesicular body; cytoplasmic side of plasma membrane. The transcript has 5 exons. Lineage: Eukaryota; Metazoa; Chordata; Actinopteri; Gobiiformes; Gobiidae.
GCGGAAGUGCCAUCAAAGAAAAAAAAAAAACAAAAAACAAAAAAACGUCAACAAGCCAAACCUCCAGCCCCGACCUCCGCGAGCUGUCAUCAUCAUCAUCCUCAUCGGAGUGACAUAACGGACAAAAGAGGACACUUUAACCCCUACAAACAUAUUGAUCCCUCAGUUUAACAGGUAAAGCGUCGCAGAGAUGGCGCUGAUCGCGAAAAUGUUCGGAGGAGGCAAAGGAGGCAAAGGACCGAGCACUCAGGAGGCGAUACAGAAACUCCGGGACACCGAGGAGAUGCUCACCAAAAAGCAGGAAUUUCUGGAGAAGAAGAUCGAGCAGGAACUGGCGCUGGCGAAGAAGCAUGGGACGAAAAAUAAACGCGCGGCGAUCCAGGCCCUGAAGAGAAAGAAGCGAUAUGAGAAGCAGCUGGAGCAGAUCGACGGCACUCUGUCCACCAUUGAGUUCCAGCGUGACUCUCUGGAGAACGCCAACACCAACACAGAGGUGCUGAAGAACAUGGGCUACGCUGCCAAGGCCAUGAAGGCAGCGCACGACAUGGACAUCGAUAAAGUGGACGACCUGAUGGCGGACAUUUCAGAGCAGAGAGAACUAGCCCAGGAGAUCUCUGAGGCUAUCUCCAAACCUGUGUCAUAUGGGGAGGACUUUGAUGAGGAUGAGUUACUAGCUGAGUUGGACGAGCUCCAGCAGGAGGAAAUGGACAAAAACCUCCUGGAGAUCGGGGGUCCGGAGACGAGCCCUCUGCCCAACGUGCCUUCCACCUCCCUCCCAAACAGACCAGCCAAGAAAGACGAGGAUGAGGACGACAUGGAGGGUCUGCAGCGCUGGGCUCUGGAGGCCAUGUAACUCAGCCAACAUCAACACCACACUUUACUUUUCACACUCCCUGGUUGGACAUGGACAGCAGAUAUGACAUAGGUAGAGGUAAUUCCUGUUCUGUUACAUAGCAACCAUAAUGUUCACAAGGGCCAUAGCUCUAAAUUACAUAGCCGUUAUAAUUAGACUAAUAAAAAUAAUGAAAACACCUUUAUGUUGUUAAAUCAGUAUUAAAUCUUUCAGAAAACUGCCUUCCUUGGACGCAAAUAGUUUCUACAUUUUACAUGUUGAUGUGUUGAUGACAUUGGCCGUGUCCCAAUUCGCCAAACUGGCCUUAGAAUCACUGUUUGAAGUGUGCAUCGAAGGGCAGUUACGUAAUUUCCGGCACGACAAGGGCUGUCCCAUUUCAACGCACCCGACUGAAUGUGCCCGACAAACCUGCCCUUCCCUUUGCACCGUUUCCAUGGAGAUCGGAUGUAACCAAAGCGUGCAUCCAUGCACACUUCACACACUUCUAUAUCCCAUCAUGCACCGCGGCUACGCAAAAAAGAGAACAAAAUGGAGUCCGUUGCGCAAAACACGUUCAAAUGUGCGUACUGAUUUACCUCAUCUACAACAGAGCGACAUGAAACUGUUAAAUCUGAAUAAAGAUCUGUACAGUGUGUUUGAUGAUUAAAAAGGAGGAGAGUUAUAUGGAAUAAAGAAAUGUGGAGUUAUUGCUAGACAAUAAGAGACAUUAUUAUCAUUAGAAAUUAUUACUGCAAUAAGAAUAAUGUAAGAAUGUUCAUUUCUAUUGUGUCAAAGACCAAGAGACUGAAACAUAAAGUCAGAAGAGUUUAAUGAUCCACACAGGUAAUGUGAACAAUGAAGCAACGGACUCUCAGGAAAGGACAGAACAGACAGAACAGACAGAACAGAGUCCUGAGACGUGCACAAAAUCUUCACGUGUUCCAGUACAUUCCAUAGGUCCCCCCUGGUGGCACGUGUCAUUUACUUUCACGUUUGUAAAUCAAGAUACUAGCUUGAUGUAGCUGCACUGCUAGAAAAUACCUUAUAAUAAUAAUAUGAAAAGAACUGGCACGGCACAGAAGGGAAACAGCGCCCUCUACUGUUAUUAAAGUGGUGAAGCCACUGGACAAAAUACAGAACCAUUAAACUGCAAUAUCCCACUAUAUGUACAAAUAAUCAGUGUCUCUGGUUUAUAGACUAUGAAUGUGAAAAUGAUCCUGUUUCCUCUGUCUCUGUUAUUAUGUUUUCACAAGGUUUAUUUUGUUUAAGUUAUGAAGUAGCUACAACUGAGUAAAAAAAUCACCUUGAACGUUAUAUUUGCCUAAACCCCUAAACAGAAAGAAACGGCUGUGACGACGACAUCUUGACUUUUCUUCUAUUAAAUAAUAAAUAAUUAAAAAUAAUGUACGUAAUGUACGUAUCGUACGCUCAAAGACAGCGGUGGAAGUGCGGUCCGUGGUGUGGGCCUGUCCCACUUCAGCAAGAUGGAGGCUACACUGAGGAGGGCAGAUUCUCGACCGGAACCUUCAAACUACACUUUGAAGAGUACUUCGAAUGGACCCUUCAAAAGGUGCAUUUGGCGAAUUGGGACACGGCCAUAGGUAGAGAUAAUCCAUUUUAGAACUCACCGCUACAUCCUGUGUUUUUUGUACUUCUUAACAUUUUUCCACAAACUGCAACUUAACUGAUAUAAAACUAUGAUAUAUUUAGCACAGGUACUAUCCCACCAAACCAAGUCAUAAUUAGAAAACCAUGAAAACCUGUCCUAUGCACUUUAAGCACCUGCUGUGGUCUAAAGAUGGCAGCUUUUACUGACGUUAUAUGCGUCAAAGGAAAUAUGAAUUAGUAUUAUUAAUAUUCACUACUUGUGUAAUUUGUUGUUGGUUUUAUCUAGUUUUAUCCCUUCUUAGGACUGUCACCAGUGGUUCUUGAACACUCAUGUCUCUGUUCAUAAGAAUAUUCUGACUGUGAGCAAUGUGUAUAUGUACAAAAUGUACAUACACUGUUUUGAAUACUGCAAAUAAACAAUAUACAAUUUUACUGAUUACUUAAUACUUUCAAAUUCAAGUCUCUAUGUUCUACUUACUACUACUACUAUUACUACUACUACUGUUAAGACUAAAAUAGCUAAAAAAGUAUGCAUUUUAAUGUAAGCCUUUUGAUAAUUAUUUCAAAUUGGCAAAUCUUUUUCAAAAGGUGGACCAAAAGGCUAUUAAAUACUGUUUCUUACUAUUUGGCGAUCCCCUGGUCUAUUGGAUGACAUUAUCUGCUCUGUCCCUGCCCUGUUGUCCUGCCCAUGGGCAAGACACUCCUUUGUGCCUACUCCAUUCACAGUCACACUGUGGCUGGUUAUGAUGGAAGGGCAUCUGACAUACAAAAAUGUCAACUUGUCCCCAGACCACAGUUUGAGAACCACUGUCCAGCAUUUAUGUCCUUGUGUGAAUUCUGAGCAAAUGAAGCAUGUACUGGUGAAAUAAGCUAAACCCUUGAUUUGACCUACUGUUUGUGUUUUUAUUGUGUCUUCAUUUCAAACAUUCCUGAUGAUUUUGUGUAAAUAAAUCAAUAAAUCAAUAAUUAUUUUAUUUGAAUGAACCGUUGGCUGCAUGCAAAGACAGACAGUGAAACCUACCCUCGGGUCAAAUGCACAGUGAAAUAUGAAGCCAUUUUUAAUUUGUUAUGAAAAGUAUUACAUUUGUCACCUACAAAAACACUAAACCUUUGUUGUUAGUCUAAUAUAAUGGACACAUUUGUUUUAGUUUGUUAAAGCCAUAACAAUGUACGUCAAGGUUAAUGAACUGACUGAUGAGUAAGCAUGUUUACAUUUCUGUUUGAGAGAGUAUUUUCAAAAUCAUUAAAAUAAUUCAAUUGUU